AUGGCAUCCAAGAAGGGGGAAUUCUCAGAGGAUAUCACCAUGGGAGACGAGACUGAAAAUGAUUAUCUAUAUGAGAUCUUAGAGGAUUUCAAGAACGUACAAUCAGGACAUGAGAAACCACAGCUUCUCAUGGAAUCAGCUGGUAAGGAAUCAUGUUGCAUCUUCAGAGUCCCUAGAAGCUUUGCAGAAAUGAACCCUACAGCCUAUAUGCCGAAAGUGGUUUCCAUUGGUCCUUACCAUUAUGGAGAAGCACACCUCCGGAUGAUUCAAGAGCACAAGCCUCGGUUUCUCAAGAUUUUUCUAAAUAAGGCAAGAAAGAAGGGAGUAACUGAUUACGACUUGGUCACGGCUGUCAUGGAAUUGGAGAAAGUCAGUAGGAUUUCUUAUUCCGAGAAUCCUAGCCAAGGUCCAAAGGAAUUUGUGUAUAUGAUGGUUCUGGAUGGGUGCUUCGUUCUCAUGUUGUUGCUUAUCGUUUCAAGAAUCAUUCAGCUGGAUGUGAGUGAAGAUCCUAUUUUCACCAUCCCGUGGAUUCUCCCGGCCAUUCAGAGUGAUCUUCUCCUCUUGGAAAAUCAGGUUCCUUUCAUUGUUCUUCAAACUUUAAUGAAAGUUUCAAAGAUAGGUGUCUUUGAUGACCUAAACUGGAUGGCGUUUCGCUUCUUCAACCUCUCGUUGGGUAGACCAGAGAGACACUUGGAGAAAUACAGAAACUUGGAGGGGAAGCAUCUUCUUGACCUCAUUCGCAUGAGCCUCACACCUAACAAGAAAUCUAAAGGUGAAUCUGAAGAUGUACCACCCAUGAAGGCUAAAUCUGGAAAAGUAUCACCCUCGGAUUUUACCUUGAUAAUGUCAUCUACAAGACUUAGUCUCCGAGGGAUAACAUUCAUAAGGAGUGAUGCAGAUUCCUUAUUAGAUAUAAGAUGGAAGAGGAACAAACUUCACAUACCAUUGCUAAGAUUGGAUGGAUUCAGCAGCUCCAUCUUCCUCAACUGCGUCGCCUUUGAACAAUCAUACGCAAAGAGUACAAACGAGAUAACAAGCUACGUAGUUUUCAUGGGAUGCCUUCUAAACGGCGAGGAGGAUGCAACGUUUUUGAGCGACGACAACCGGAUCAUAGAGAACUACUUUGGCAGUAAGAUUGAGGUAUCCCAGUUCUUCAAAAAUAUUUGUAAGGAUGUUGUGUUUGACAUAAAUACAAGUUAUUUACGGAAUGUGUUUGAGCAAGUUAACGAGUACAGCUCAAGGUGGUACGCACCGUUGAUGUCAACAUGGGCACGGCGGCGUUUGUUUACUUCCUUAAUGACCAACAGGAACUACACUGGACAGUAUCGUUAUUAG
Microthlaspi erraticum is the source of this 1335-nucleotide messenger RNA. The record is from the annotation of a GenBank genome assembly. NCBI's taxonomy places the organism in Eukaryota, Viridiplantae, Streptophyta, Magnoliopsida, Brassicales, Brassicaceae.